UUUGGUCGCCCCCAAAUCAAAGGGGUGGUGAUUAAGAACCUGAUCAGGAAACCCAAGAAACCCAACUCUGCCAACAGGAAAUGUGCCCGGGUCAGGCUCAGCACGGGCAGGGAGGUGGUUUGUUUCAUCCCUGGGGAGGGACACAACCUGCAGGAGCAUCAUGUGGUGCUGGUGCAGGGGGGGAGGACCCAGGACCUGCCU
Chaetura pelagica (chimney swift) is the source of this 201-nucleotide messenger RNA. RefSeq names its product mitochondrial ribosomal protein S12 (gene MRPS12). The record is from RefSeq and is a predicted model, not a curated record. Lineage: Eukaryota; Metazoa; Chordata; Aves; Apodiformes; Apodidae. The transcript has a single exon. The annotation marks the transcript as partial. Gene Ontology annotation, cellular component: small ribosomal subunit; ribosome. Gene Ontology annotation, biological process: translation. Gene Ontology annotation, molecular function: structural constituent of ribosome.